Molecule: messenger RNA, 2271 nt
Organism: Truncatella angustata
Lineage: Eukaryota; Fungi; Ascomycota; Sordariomycetes; Amphisphaeriales; Sporocadaceae
Product: FAD binding domain-containing protein
Exons: 6
Coding region: 478-2271 (597 amino acids)
Molecular function (GO): FAD binding
Source: RefSeq, a predicted model, not a curated record
UAUUUACAGUACCAGCGGUCGGGAAACUACCUAGUACCGAGAUGCCGCAAGGGUAUCUGCAAUGUAACGAUGAAUCGCGCGACGCGGGUAAUGACUCAGCUUCUACCCGGUUUGUCAUUCUUUAGCAACGAUGCUCGACAUGUCUGAGCACCUUCGGCAACUGGAAAACUCACUAGUUAUACUCCAACCCCUCACCGAUCGGCGUUCCCCUCCAUUCCCCAUUUGCUAUUUUCUCUCUCUUGCCUUGGAACUAAACGGAGCGCAAACCAUGUGUAAGCUUAAGUAAUGUGUUUGUAAGGCCGCUGGUGGAGUGGAUGGCGGUCAUCCAAAUGUAACAUGAAGCCUCGAAAAUGCUUUCAAGUGCGACAUUGAUGUCUGUUCUCAACGGGGGUUCGAGUUUGCAUUUCGUGAUAAAUCUGUAAUUCUUCGUUGCCUAGCUUUUUUUUUGAGUUUCUCGUGUGCGUUCAAUCUUCGACUAUGUCAGAUCUCAAGACCGAUCUCCUCAUCGUCGGCGCUGGGCCCGCGGGCGCUUCGCUGGCAUGCUUCCUGGCGGAGUACGGCUUGAAGGGUACCAUCAUCGCGGCCGCGCCUGGCACCGCUGAGACGCCAAGGGCUCACAUCACGAACAUGGCAGCACUAGAAUGUCUCCGCGAUAUUGGUCUAGACAAGGCCUGCCUGGAAAUUGCGAGCACGAGCGACUGCAUGGCACAUACGCGGUGGUGCCACAGCAUGGCUGGCGAGGAGUACGGGCGCAUCUAUUCGUGGGGCCACGAUCCCGACAAGGCUGGUAUAUACGCAGCGGCGAGUGCAUGCAACCACGUCGACCUGCCGCAAACGCUGCUCGAGCCGAUCCUGGUUAAGCGUGCCAUCUCUCGUGGCUGGGACGUCCGUUUCAACACGACACUGCUUCGUUUCCAAGAGGGAGACGAUCAGAUUACCAGCGAGGUCCAGGACGGAGACGGUCGAUCCUAUAAGAUCUCGUCAAAGUAUCUCUUCGGAUGUGACGGUGCGCGAAGCCAAGUAGUGCGACAGCUUGAGAUUCCGCUGAUCAAGAAGCCCGGCGGUGGCCUGGCCAUCAAUGUCUAUGCCGAGGUUGAUAUGACGGACCUCAUGGCGACGCGGGUUGGUAAUCUGCACUGGUUCAUACAGCCAGAUUCCGAACACCCGCCCUGGGCACGAAUGGCGUUGGCGAGGAUGGUUGAGCCUUGGAAGAAAUGGAUGUUCAUCGUGUUCCCGGAUCCUGACGUUGCGUAUACGGAAGACCCGACGGAGGAACAAUGGCUCGAGAGAAUAAAAGACUUCAUUGGCGACAGGAGCCGGCCAGUAAAGAUCAUUAACAUCUCGAAAUGGAACGUCAACGAGAUCGCCGCGGAAUACUACUCACAAGGAAACGUGCAUUGCCUGGGCGACGCGGUACACCGCCACCCCCCUUUCAACGGCCUCGGAUCCAACACAUGCAUCCAGGACGCCUACAACCUGGCGUGGAAAGUCGCCUAUACGAUGCGGGGACGCGCCUCGCCCUCUCUCCUCUCAACCUACAGCACAGAGCGUCAGCCCGUCGGCCUCGGCAUCGUCACCCGCGCCAACCAGGGCUUUCGGGACCACCUGGCCGUCUGGAGGGCCCUGGGCAUGACCUCGCCCUCGCUCCCGGCGCGGCGCGGCGCCUUCGCCGAGCUCAACUCCACGACCCCCGAGGGCCGCAGGAGGCGUGAGGAUCUCCGCGUCGCCAUCAAAGGAACCGAAAAGGAGUUCCACGCCGUGGGCCGCGAGAUGGGACAGCAGUACGACAAGGCGGGCAGCGCGGCGGUCGUGACGGACGACGAGCCAGGCCCGAGGCCCGACGUCGUCCCGCGCCCCGACGAGGAUAUGGACUACGUCAUCUCGACUUAUCCCGGUUCGCGGCUGCCGCAUGCGUGGCUCAACACCAAGGUCCCGCAGCAGCAGAUCAGCACAAACGAUCUCGCCGGGCACGCGGCGUUCUGCGUGCUCACGGGCCCCGGUGGCGACGCGUGGAAGAGCGCCGCGAAGGCGGUCGGCGGGAGGCUCGGGGUGGAGAUCACGGCGUAUUCUAUCGGGUGGGGUCAGGACUACGAGGAUGUCUAUGGCCACUGGGCCCAGCGGAGCGAGGUCGAGGAGGAUGGCUGUGUCCUGGUCAGGCCAGAUCGGUUUGUUGGUUGGAGGUCACAUGCAUUGCCGGAAGACCCUGCUCGCGACCUGGAGCGGGGUUUAAGGAAGAUCCUGGGGCUGCAACCGAAUGACACAUCAAGUUAG